CGAUACCAGAAAUAGCAAGUGGAUGCUAUUCGAUUUCAAUCUUCUUUAACAUCUUUAAAGUCAGUCAUCAAGGAAGAAAAAUGCCGUCAAAGUCAAUGCUUGCCAGUCCUGCGCCUCCGGCGUCCGCCAGUAAACUGGUGACCCCCUUGCUGUCCGGCAAGAAGAGCCGACAGUCGACAAAUGCAGGGUCCCCGAGCAAGGAUGUCGUGUCGAUGAAAGACAGGGAGGAGCGAGCGCGCGUGGCGCGACUUGCCCUCGCGGCAGCGGCUCGUCCACCGGGAUACGUCUACGACGUGAUGGAGAAGGCGCUUCCCUAUUGGAACAAAUUUCUUGAAAUAAUGGCGGUGGUACUGCCAAACGUAGUCUUAAGAUUUCACAUUUCACAUCUUUACUAAAUUCUUGAGACUGCAUCUUUGUCCUUCUCUUUGAAAGCUUCUACUUAUACAUAGUACUUCGUCCAGCUUUGAGAGUCAGUCGUGGCAAAGAUGCACGAUUAAGAUGCGAAGUGGCAGUCUUUAAUUGUGUGGGCUUAUGAAAAAUGUCGUGAUUUUUACGCGAUGCUCCCGAUCGAAAUAGCGUGCUGCAUCUACGGCCUCGGAAUAUGUUUCUUCGGCGGGUAAGAGAUUAUGAUUGUGUACUGUCAGCGUGAUGUUCAACGAAAAACAGAUACGCUUUCCUUCUUUUGUAUCUUAUUCUUUUCGAUACUCAUUGGAUAAAUGUAUCGUCCCGUGUCUAUGAUGGAGUACUUACAUGGACAAUACACGGGCUAGCUACUGAGCCCGUUUGAACUUAUCGUUUAACGAAAAACUUCGCGAUUUAAUGUUCUCAGGACUUACGUCGUGGCAAUAUCAGCGAUUGAAGCUUUCAAGAUGAGUGGAGGAGAUACUAUCGAAGCGUGCUGGAACGAUAUAUGCGAAGAAUGCAGUUUGCUUUAAGGCUGGUAGCUCGACAAUACCCAUGCCAUUGUAUCUUUUAUGAUCAGAUCUCCGGGACGAGCAGGUAGACCUAAGGGAGAGCUUGCCGUCCCCUUAAUUGAACUCGACCUAUCUAAUAUUUCGUUGAGAAGAACGAGGAGGACAAUGAAGAAGACUUGGACAACGACGGUAUUGCAGACGUCCUCCAGAUCAGCCAGCGCGAGUUGAUGCAGCGAAAAGUGAAACUAGUCGUGACGAGCAUCGAUCCCGACAAGCUCACCAAUUAUGUUUUGACUCUGUAGCUCGUUUCCUUGUGCAAGAAGGGUUGAUUAUUUACGAGAGCGAAAUAUGAAUAUCGAACUUUCCUUAGUAUGUGGAAUCCGAUAAAUCUUCUACAGUUCAAUUUUUCGGGUGUGAAUUUCACGACAUUCACACCCCUUUCUUCUCUAAAGCUUGGCUGUUGGAGGACUAUACCAAGGUUUUCUGUCGGUGCUGAUGACAGUGAAGUUUCAGUUCGCACAGGCGAUUGCGCUGGCAGUGAGUAUGGCGGAGCAAGCGCGAAAGCCCGCAGCGGUAGUACUCACCCCGAUACUGGCCUCCGCUUUGCCACCCAACAGUGAAGACUGGAUUGUCACCGCUAUUGACUACCUGACGAAGACCAUAGCGCUUUAUGUCUAGAAAUAUUUUGAAGUUAGUGUGAGUUUAUUUCCAUAGUGCCUGCUUAGGCUGCUCACGAUUUGAUGUACGACUUGUUGGAAAUUGAGCUGAGUAAAAAUUCCGGCUCGUGGCUCAGCUUUAUCAUAUUAAGUGAAAAGUUUUCUUAGAGGAUGUUGAUCUCUUUCUCUAACUCUAGCUUUUCGCAUGGACGUUGCAGAAGAUGGUCUGCGCAGUGCAGUCGGCGAUCAAAGGCGGACACAUGUUCGCACAAAACCUCUUGCUCUUCCUUGCGAACAAGCUCGGCGUCGAAAACAUCGAUCUCGAUGAAACGAUGGUACAACUUUUGUUCUCGAGAACUUUGUCUGUGGUUUUCUACGUCUUGUGUAGAUGAAGUGGAAGUUCAUAACUCUCCAAAUUUUUAGAUUACUUGGACGCGUCUAUAGGAGAUUGGUGUACCGACCUUGUUAGAAGUACACGCAGCAAAACAGGUAGACGAGUACAUCGGAUGGGCGAUUGCAGCGAUGGGUGUCUAUUUUCAGAUUGUGCACGGGUUUGCGCUUGUCUUUCCUUUCUCGAUUGUGCUGUUCCCACUCAAUAUCAUCGAGUUUUCUCUAGAGUGGACAGUGACCUGGUUGGGCUGAAAACUACGCAGCGCAGAGAGCAGGGUGAGGAUUGCUGCUACUUGAGACCCACGUCAGUGUCCUGAGAUUGACAUUCACAUGAGAAAAAAUCAAAGUGUAAAUUUUUUUGGUUUCCGACAAUUUUUCCCUGAUCAUUUUCCCUUAUUUCGCCGCACAUCAUUAGGACAGAAAACACAGUAACGGAGCAUUACCAACACCUUUAACAUGUUGAAUACCCAAUGCUAAAUAUCGACAAUAAUAUAGCGUGUAUGCGGAGCGGGGGGUUCGAUUCCAUUUGAAGCAGAACAACAGAGUCGGCGAGCGCUGUAUCUCUUGAUAGACAGCUUCGUCUAAGACGUUUUUCCGCUGAGACGUCUGCACAUGCAAGGUGAGUACAUCUUUGCCGCACAUCGAGUAAUGAGAAUAAAAUCGGCUCUACUCUUCGAUGAUGCGCUGUUGCUGUUAUUUCUGAGGUGUUCUGUGUUUCUCUUUUUUAAAUGCAAGUCGAGAUCAG
Amoebophrya sp. A25 is the source of this 2705-nucleotide messenger RNA. NCBI's taxonomy places the organism in Eukaryota, Dinophyceae, Syndiniales, Amoebophryaceae. The record is from the annotation of a GenBank genome assembly.